UUUCAGUAUUAUUCAAUAUUUUCUUAUAAAAUUGAAAUAAAUGAAUAAAAAAAAAAUGAAUUCAUUAUAUAUAAAAAGCAAUUUUAUUUUUAGUUGGCUGGAUUAUCAACUAAGUUAAUAAGCAUGUAUCAUUUGAUUCCGUCUAAUAUCCGAGAACAGAAGUGGCAAGAAUUCUUACAGGAUCAAUUACAGGAGCAUCGAAUUGCUCAUAUUCGUGAAGAAAUUAUUAAUAUAGCAAUCGCAAAUGGACCUGAGAAAAAUCAUUUUGAAAAGAAAUUGUUCAAAUUUAAUAGUCAAUGUGCCCGUAUAGUUUGGCUUCGCUUAUUCAAUGCGAGUAUUGAUUUUCUAAAUUUUUCUAAAUUCCUUUAUUUUGUUUGCUUUCUGCUUAUUUAUUUUCUAGUGGGUGUUCUCAACAUUAGAUUCUUAUCAGAUACAUUACAUAACUGGAAAAGCAAUACAUUUGAUUGUUGAUAUUGAACCGCAAUCUUUGCCAAUGGAUUCUUGGAUAUUUAAAAAUGUUUCGCAAAUUUUAACUCAAAAACCAUCUCCACAGACACUUAUUUCUCCAUUGUUCCCAUCAAUAACUUCUAUAAAACUUUCAAAUCAUUAUGUUGACAAAAAGAAACAGCAUCAAAUAAAAUCAAAACAUAUUAACAAAGAAAAAUUGAAACCAAACAAUAAAGAAAAAAUAACAUCUUUCAAAGCAAAAAAAUUGCAUGAUAUAAUUCAUGAAAUGAAAAAAACAAAUCGUUAUUUAAAAAAAAAUAUCUAUUCUUUAUCUUUGCACGAACAACAUAUCAUAAAUAGUCCAACAGGAAAUAAAAAUAAGUCAAAUAAUAUUGAAAAGAAUAAAAUAAAUAUUUUUGAAAAAAAUUUGAAAUACAAUAGAAACAAUAACAAUCAUAAGAGUAAUUUUAACAGCAAUCCUAAAAGUAAACAGAAAAAUAUAACAGAUAUUUUUCGAUUAUCAAAAAAUUUACAACAAAAUGAAACAACUACAGUAUAUGAUAAAGAAACAAUGCAAUUUCAACCAUUAUCAAAUAGGGUAGAAAUCUUGUAUACAAUUUUACCAGAUCAUAUCGAACAACUUGAGUCAAACAAUUCUAUAAAAUGAAUUAAAUAAUUUUAUGUAUACAGGUAAGAUAUUUUUUACUUUUUUAUUUAUUGUUAAAAUUACAAAUUAAAAUUCAUAUCACAUAUAAUCAAUAAUAAAUUGAAAAAAAAUUUGAAUAUUUGUAGAUACAUAAGAUUAUGAUAAAAGAAUAUAAAUAUAAUAUCCAAUAAGAAUAUUUUAUUACAAGUUUUUAAAAAAUUUAUACUUCAGUUUUUAAAUUUAUAAUUUAAAAAGUCGAAUAUACAGGAUAAUUUAAAUAAAUUUAAAUUGAAAAAUGAGGAAAAUGAAUAAAAACAAUGUCAAAUAUAAUUUUAAAAAUUUCUAUUUUUGUUAUUUCACUUUCUGCCAUUUUUUUUAAGCAAAUAAUAUUUAACGAUAUAUUAAGUAUAAAAAAAAUUAAAUAUAUGCACACACACACGUGCAAAUAUGCGCACUCUUUUUUCCACGUUAUACUUCUGUCCUUAACGAAGUACAAAAAAUAUAUAACUGUGUCUUAUAUUCUGAAUACUCCUAUAUAACAAAAUGAAUCACGAACAUCGUGCGUUCUUUCUUCUUUUCUUGGUUUUUGUUGUUAUCUUAGCAAGUGCAAAAAAAUCAUAUUUUUUAUAACUAUUUUUUAAUCUACGAAAUUCGUAUAAACAAUCUAUUCUUUUCAAAUUGUAACACAUUCGAUCCAAUAUUUCAAUUUUUAUCAUUUCAAUUGCUUUUGGGGUAAACAUUGUUUGAAAAAUUCUAACGCUGAUCAGUCUUAUAAAGUUA
This is a messenger RNA of Apis dorsata (giant honeybee), 1873 nucleotides long. Its product is annotated as GATA zinc finger domain-containing protein 15-like. Bases 494 to 1114 code for a protein of 206 amino acids. The record is from RefSeq and is a predicted model, not a curated record. The transcript is spliced from 2 exons. NCBI's taxonomy places the organism in Eukaryota, Metazoa, Arthropoda, Insecta, Hymenoptera, Apidae.